GCUGAGCACCUUGAGUGUGGGAACACUGCUUAUCCCACGUCCUGUGAGCACCUGAGAAGUUGUACAAGGAGAUGCUAAGCACACGGCUCUCUGGAAAUGUCAGCCUUAGUGUACUUGGGUGGGAGGCGAAAAUGCUGUGGAGAAACAGUCCUUUUGCUUAAAAUAGAAAUUUUGAAGGAAGCCAAAUUAAUACGCGACAAGUUAUUGACUCUCCAGUUCUUCCUGAGCGAAAAGAAAAAAAAAGAAAAAAAAAAAGUGAAAGAAAAAGGAGAAUUGCUGUUCCUGAAGAUCACGUUUCCUUUUCGGUGAAAUUCUCCAGCCAAGCUUGGCACUCACCGAGAGUAGGCGAUUUCACUUCAUCACUUCACAAAAGACUUUCAAAUUCACUACUGCGGCAGACACGGCAAAGUAAAAAAUGUUAACUACAUCCUGGCGGGGCGGGGACUGAAGCCUCCACGCUCAAUCAAAGGUUUGCAAUAAUAGGAUUCAUUAAAAAAAAAAAAAAAAAAAAAAAAAAAAAGACAGAUGGGAUUCGGAAAUGUUGCCGUGAAGACUGGGACGAGAUGAGCUCACAGCACCAGCCUGCCUUUUGUGGACCUGCACACAAUGAUCCCCCAGCCAGACUGGGUUAGGAGACCUCGCGACUAGGGGUUGACAGAGAGGCCCUCCGGUUCCCAGGCGAGCGAGGGGAGAGAAGGCUGGCAGGAUGCAUCAGAUUUAUAGCUGCAGCGACGAAAACAUAGAAGUGUUCACCACUGUGAUUCCUUCCAAGGUGUCCAGUCCAGCCAGAAGAAGAGUCAAAAGCUCUCAACACCUCUUGACCAAGAAUGUGGUGAUUGAGUCGGACCUGUACGCUUCCCGGCCCCUGGAGCUGCUGCCACGCCGCAGUGACCACCGAGACUGCGAGGGCCCCAGGUUCAGCCGGCUCCACAGCUCAUGGCAGCAGGGACCCCACCCGGCCAAGACUCCUGCCAGACCGGUGGGGCCUGCUGAGCCCAAAUCAUCCAAUCUGCGUGGGAGUCGGCCCUACGGAAAGGCUUUGAUGCCUCCAGUGGCCCGGAUCUCAGUGAAGGCCCCCACAGCUGUCCUGGAGGCGGCCGCUCCCAGCGGCUCUGACAACAGAGCUGUUCGGACAAGAGGAUCCAGGCAUCUCAAGAAGAUGACUGAAGAGUACCCAACCCUUCCCCAGGGAGCAGAAGCCUCCCUGCCGCUGACAGGAAGUGUGUCCUGCGGCAUCCCCAGCAUCCUCCGGAAAAUGUGGGUGAGGCAUAAGAAGAAGGCUGAGUACGUGGGAGCGACCAACAGCGCCUUUGAGGCCGACUAAAGGCGACCUUCACACAUGCAAAACAAAGGUCACUGCACGGAGGGAGAACGCUGGAUUGGAAUGGAGCCUCAUGAACACAUUUACCUCUGCAAGUACCUGGUACAAACACAUCCCAUCACCCUCCCUCACUACCCAAUCCCCCAGCCUAGGAUGCACAAAAGGAACUUCCCUCGAAGGUAAAAAAAAAACACAAGGGCCGUUCCUUCUUAGAAUAGCUUAAGCCCCUGGUCUUACAGUGACUUUGGAAGAUCAUAAGCUUAUAUCUCCAUGUUUAAGCAAAACCACACCAAAAUAAAAUUGUCCCAACCCAUUUUAAAGACCUCCAAGGAAGGAAGCAGGUGAUUCUUCUGUCUUCCUUGUGAGUCAUUCUAAUACAUGUGAUUUCUGUGUAAACGUAAGAGCUUGGUGUUUGCGGCACCUGUAAACAUGAUGGUUCUUACUCUUCCUGGCGUCACAUUUAUUUCCUCUUGACGAGGAAGGCUUUUCCAUCACAGAUCACUAUAUAUUUACUUCGUAGGGCAAACACCCGAUCCAGAGUAUCAUCAACGUGGGUUUUGAGGAACAUUUGGCAUGAUUGCAUGAAUUCUCUGUUCUUUUAUGUGCAGUUUUUCAAUAGAAAAAAAAAACAAUUAAAAGUCAAAUGUUGAGUGCUGAUGUUUCCUGAAAUGGCAUAGUCUGGUGGAAUUAACAAUACCUUGCUUUGGUAGAAUGAUUUCAGCAGGUGAUUUAAACUGACCCCAUCAAUCAGAGAGUAUCCUAAGACUAUUUAUGUUAACGUAUUUACUUUACAGCUGAUGUCCUCUAUUUGUAUGUGGCAGCUGGAGAUGCCUGUAGGAUGGAAGUAACUUAUUUAUUUUUACUUUAAAUAUUUCAUGGUGAAGUGUUUACCAUGUACAGAACAUUUUUAUUGGCCAAUUCAAAUAAAAAUAAAACGUGC
Molecule: messenger RNA, 2261 nt
Organism: Pipistrellus kuhlii (Kuhl's pipistrelle)
Lineage: Eukaryota; Metazoa; Chordata; Mammalia; Chiroptera; Vespertilionidae
Gene: VXN
Product: vexin
Exons: 6
Coding region: 707-1324 (205 amino acids)
Biological process (GO): neuron differentiation; neurogenesis
Source: RefSeq, a predicted model, not a curated record